Molecule: messenger RNA, 2068 nt
Organism: Anopheles nili
Lineage: Eukaryota; Metazoa; Arthropoda; Insecta; Diptera; Culicidae
Product: UPF0692 protein CG33108
Exons: 4
Coding region: 204-1100 (298 amino acids)
Source: RefSeq, a predicted model, not a curated record
CCCAGCGCUGUUGCUGCUUUGUUCCAUUUGCUGCGGUCGUCGUAAGCGCACCGCCGUGGACCCACCGUUUCCUUUUCUUCCUUUUUGUGCAAAACUGGCGCGACCGAACCACAACAAAAGGUACCGCCCUUCUUCCCGCGCACCACCGACACCGUUUCCCUCACUCUGUCCACCCGUGCAACCUUCCCGGAGAGCGCUGCUAAAUGUCGAACAGCACUCCUUCGCCUUCUCCAUCGCCACCACCUCCGCCACCGACACCCGCACCGCAACAGCCAAAGACGACCGCGUGCCAUCCCACCAAAACGCCCCUCUCCGAACUGAACCUGGAUGUGCUCAAUAACAGCAGUAACCGUAACGAUAAACCAAACCAUAAUGUGAUUCUUUCGUCGGGCGAAUGCGUCUGGGCGACGCAGUACCCCGAGAUACAGAAGGCCUGCUUCCUGCACCGAGUCUGCCAGUAUGCGCCGCCCCGCGAGCUGCGUGUGCAAAACGUCGAGCCGAUCCUGCAGAACGGACCCACCUGUGGGCUGACCGCCGUCAGCAUGAUCUUCGAUGGUGCCCCAUCCGCGAAGGCUCUCCUCGAGCUGGCCGUCGCUCGGGGCUACUCUAACAAUGGCGAAAUGUUCAGUGCACGCCAGCUCAACGACCUGUUCGAGCUCGUGCUCGACGAACAUCGGCAUCUCGUCGAGUACAAACCCGUCACCCACGCGCUGGUCGGCGGCUGGAUGGAUGACCCCAACAUCCAGAUCAAACUACGCUUGGGGGCAAUGUUCCUCGUGCCUUACGAUCCUGAUAGGAACCACACGCCCUGCCUCAACAAGGGUCACCGUGCGCACUGGGCGCUCGUCGUGGGCUAUCUCAUCGACCAGUUCGACGACUUUUACGUGUUUGCGCGCCACGGCAAAACGAAAAACCUCGCCCUGUGGUCGCUGCGAGAUCUCUCCCGGAGCAAUGGUAACCUAAUCGAGUUCUGCCAACCGGCCGGACACCCGAACGACACGUUCGUGCUGCCCGAGGGCGGCAUGGGCGGGUGCAACGGGUUGCGCUGUAAAUUUAUCAUGAUCGAACACUAUAAGGCCAAGAACGAGAUCGCACUCUGACGGUACAGGGUAGGCGGCACUACGGCAAGCCCUCGUUCCUGGCGCACCACCGCACUAUCGAGCGGUAGGCUCCACCAUUGUACAGUACCGCUUGUUUUACUUCUCCCGCUAGGCAAGAUCUAUUUAUUUUCCCUCCACAUGAAAUUAUUUACCAAACUACUUAUCGUUACGUUAAUGAUAGCUUUAUUUUCAGUUUACCGGUUUGGCUUUAUAUAAUUAUUCAUUUUAAAACAUGCAUAAAACAGUAUUGAUUUUCUUUUCUCUGUCUCUUCCGUCCUGCGUGUUGUGCGCUUUUCCUCCUUCGUUCUUUGGUUGUUUUCGUUUUUCCGCGCUGGGGCGAGAAAGCGCCUCGAGCAGUGCAAUCAGGAAUCCUACGUUCCACCCGCUUCCUACACCAGCCAAUUGUACAGGAAUCCAGGACCCCAUUGGACCUUUUUACUUUCCUGCGAUGUUGCUCGCACGGCCGUGUGGUAUUCUUUCACUCGAAAGACUAUCGUUCGACCUUUUCCUCAUCGUUCUUUCUUUAUUUCUGGUUUCUUUGACAUUUAUUGCGUUUAUUGUUUUCCGUUCCGUUGUAUGGUAUGCUCAGUAGUCGCCCAGCAUAAUGUAUAAUGCUUUUCAUAUGUUUUAUUUUGUCGUAUUACGUUAAUGUUUGCCAUUUGUGUAUGGGAUAUAAAUAUGUAUGUAUGUAUAUUGGUUCAAUGCAAUGCAAAUAAGACAAGGGGUAAAAUGAUAACACUCGCAACACCGAAGGCAUUCAAACUAACUCGUGAUACACGCGUGUAAUGCUUUGCCGUAGGAACAGGGUAGAAAUGCGUAGGGAACAUGUAGAGAGAAGAAGAAACGCACAUGAUCGUUGCUACGGAUCGCAAAAACCUGCUGUCGAUAUUUAGUUUUUACAUCGCUUGGAUGGAAAUAAAAAGAAACCCAAACCACGUUUGGUUUGGAUACGUCGCCGAAACAACGUU